This is a messenger RNA of Leptopilina boulardi, 1269 nucleotides long. Its product is annotated as probable palmitoyltransferase ZDHHC24. The coding region runs from base 49 to 906 and encodes 285 amino acids. The record is from RefSeq and is a predicted model, not a curated record. NCBI's taxonomy places the organism in Eukaryota, Metazoa, Arthropoda, Insecta, Hymenoptera, Figitidae. The transcript has a single exon. Gene Ontology annotation, molecular function: palmitoyltransferase activity.
UAUUAAAAAGAAAAAAAAAUAAGUGCGAAAGAAAGAAACAAUAUAAUAAUGAUUGUGCGAAAAAAUAUUUUACCACGAACUGUAAGUGACAUUUUAUCAGUGACUUUUAUAUUGAUAAUAACACCUCUUAUUUAUUGGUUCGAACUUUGGUUAGUGUUACCGGACAUUUAUGAAUAUGGAAGUUUCUUGUAUAUUAUUCAUUUUAUAUUUGGUAAUUUUGUCAUGUUAAAUAUAGUGGGAAAUUUUACUUAUACAUUAUUAUGCGAUACAAGUACAAGACAAAUUUUACUCAAUUCAAGUGAUGCAAAAACAAAAACCGGUUGGAGGUUAUGUUCAAUAUGCGAAGCAUUGGCACCACCUCGAUCAUGGCAUUGUAAUGUUUGCAAUACUUGUAUUUUAAAACGUGAUCAUCAUUGUAUUUUCACUGCUUGCUGUAUUGGACAUAAAAAUCAUCGUUAUUUUCUUAUGUUUAUAUUUUAUCUAUUCGUUGGCACUGCUUUUAGUUUUUAUUAUAAUAAUUUUUUCAUUUGGCGAAGAAUAAAUUUUGAAUUUCCAAUGUCAAUUUUAAAAAUUGUCUUUCCAUUGGCUAUUUUUGUCUUUGGUUUCGAUGGUUCGACGGAACAAUUUUAUUUAUUACUCUAUAUUGUCACAGUAAUUGGAAUGUUAUUUACGGGAGUGUUGUGUGCUUAUCAUUUUCAACUUGUUUUUAUCGGAUGUGUGGCUAAUGAAAAGGAUAAAAAGAGAUUUACCUAUAAUCUUGGAUGGAAACAAAAUUUUUUCGAAGUUUUUGGAAAUCGAUGGUACAUUGCUUGGCUUCUUCCUUAUAUUAAUUCGACAUUGCCACAUGAUGGUAUCACAUGGGAUACUCCUGAUUCCUGGCAAGAGAAUAGCAGUAAAACGAAGUGAAAAAAAGAAAAGAAAUUGAAAAGCAAUUUUUUUCUAAGCGCCUUCGGAUUCUUGUUCAUAGGAAAUGAAACAGAACUAUCACAAACAAAUAAAUUGUAUUUUAUCUUUUCUGUAAUCUUAACAGAAACUUUGAAAUAUAAAUUUAAAUUUGUUUAAUUAAAUUAAAUUAAAUUAAAUUAAUUUGACAUUUAAAAUAAAAAGUGUGUGUACGAAAAUUUGUUUUAGCUGAAAAUGAAAAAAAAAUUUAAAUUAAUAAAUUAAAUUCUAAAACAAAAUUUUAUUUAUAUAUUUCACUGUAAUGAAAAAUAUAAGAAUAAUUUACGUUUUUUGUAAUAAAUGAUGGAAAUUGUAAAAUCUACAAUU